CCUCACAACCAUAUCUAGCUCUCUCCAAUUAUUUUACUUUCACAAACACAUCAUCAAACUCCUAAACAAAAACCAGUCUGGUUUUCUCUCCCAGCUCUGCUUAACCAUACAUACCACCUACAAACACUCACCCAACUGAACCCUUUAAAAUGGUCCUCCCUCUUCCUCCUCCACCUCUAUUCUCACUCCCUUCCUGCAAUGACUAAUCACCCAAUUCUCCAUUUUCUCUCUCUGAUGAUCUUCUAGCUCACUGACUCUGUUCUUGAAUGGAUCUUGGCAUGGUGGGUUUUGAUGGUUUGGUGGGUUCAGACAGUUGUUUCGGUUCUUCUCUUUCUUCAGAUCCUGAUUCGACCAAGCAAAAGUGGUACGGAUCUGGCCGGUUUCUUGGGCAAGAAAGAUCUGCGCCAGCUUCUGAAGAUGAGUGGAGGACCUUAAAAGUGGCUAAGACUGAUGACUUCUCUGCUUCCAAGGCAAUACUGUCUCAGCAGAGAGGUUCUCUAUUGAGAGCUAAUAGCUCUAGUCUUCUCUCUGAUGGUCAGCAUAUGCUCAGCUUCUCUUCACCCAACUCACAAUCUGUGACAUUGCCUCACUAUCACCAAUCAUCAUCAAGUAAUAGUAGAAAUACAGGCUAUGGCUCUGGAGGAGGAGGCUGCUUGAAUCUUGCAAGCAUGCAUGGGGUAUUAAUGGGGGUGAGAGGCCCAUUCACUCCAUCACAGUGGAUGGAGUUAGAACACCAGGCCUUGAUCUACAAGUACAUCACUGCAAAUAUGCCUAUUCCUCAUAAUCUGCUCAUCCCAAUCAGAAAAGCCCUUGAUUCUGCUGGGUUCUCUAGCUUUACAAGACCUAGUACUUUGGGAUGGGGUGCUUUCCAUCUAGGAUUCUCCAACAACACCGAUCCCGAGCCAGGGCGGUGUCGUCGGACAGAUGGGAAGAAAUGGCGGUGCUCAAGAGAUGCUGUUGCCGACCAAAAGUAUUGUGAGCGGCACAUGAAUAGAGGCCGCCAUCGUUCAAGAAAGCCUGUGGAAGGCCAAAGUGGCCAUUCCGUCUCCGGACCAACAACCACCACCACCGUGAAGCUUGCUUCCUCCACAUCGGCGGCAUUGGUGGUGCCUGGGGACGGCACAACCAACAGCCUCGGCCUCUCACACCACCCCCAACUUAAGAACUUGCAACCAGGUGCACCUAAUUCUUGUGCAUCUACCCCCCAUAUCAACAGUAGGUUUUUUCUGAACAAUGAAAAUGUGGGGGAGACGAUUCAAGGUGCAACAGACCUCUCCAUGUUAUCGCCUACUAUCAGCCUAACACCAAACCAAUUUUCUGUUCCAAAACAGCAGAACCCUUAUGAACAAUCCUCUCGCUCUGAAUUUGGAAGCGUCUGCUCAGACUCUUUGCUCAACCCUUUGCAUAAAAGCUCCACCCUCAAUAACUGCAGAAACUAUAGCUCACCCCGCAACCUCAAUGAUGGAGAAAGUGAGUCACAACACUCAGUCCAUCAAUUCAUGGAUGACUGGCAUAAAACCCAGCUCUCAAUUUCAAUCCCCGUGGAUGCCUCAGACUUCAUGUCAUCCACUUCAUCGCCCGCUAAUGAAAAACUUGCACUCUCGCCACUGAGACUGUCACGAGAGCUUGACUCGACUCAAAUGGGUUUGGGAUUGGGAAAUGUUACAAAUGAACCAAACCAACGGCAGGCCAACUGGAUUCCAAUAUCCUGGGAAACUUCGAUGGGUGGACCUCUCGGGGAGGUAUUGCAUAGCACUAGUGGCAGCAUUGGGGACUGCAAUAGAUCAUCUGCGCUCAACCUCAUGACAAAGGGCUGGGACAAAAGUCCCCGACUAGCGUCAUCGCCAACUGGGGUCCUGCAGAAGAUGACAUUUGGGUCACUUUCCAAUAGCAGUGCAGGGAGCAGUCCAAGAGCAGAGAACCUUGGAGGCCUCGUACACAUUUGACCUCCAAAGAAGAUGACAUUGGAUGAUGAUAAAAGCUUGAGUUUUUAUGUGGCUGACAAACAUUAGAACAAUUUAGUUUUGGAGUUUGAAUUUGUCAAUUUCUUUAAAUUCUGUUGGUUUGUUUAUCUUGAUCUGUGCAAGUUGUCAAACUUGACUGACUAUGCGAAUCUUCGACUGUCAUUUUAGCUCUCAAUCUUUGAUGUAGAAUGUUGCCAUCCAAUAUUGGUUAACAAAGGUUUGACCGUGUGAAUGUAAGUUUCUUAGCCACCGCUCUCUUAUAA
This is a messenger RNA of Camellia sinensis, 2227 nucleotides long. Its product is annotated as growth-regulating factor 6. Gene Ontology annotation, biological process: regulation of DNA-templated transcription; DNA-templated transcription; developmental process. The record is from RefSeq and is a predicted model, not a curated record. Gene Ontology annotation, molecular function: ATP binding. Gene Ontology annotation, cellular component: nucleus. Lineage: Eukaryota; Viridiplantae; Streptophyta; Magnoliopsida; Ericales; Theaceae.